UUUUUUUUCUGUGCUUUAUAGGCUCGUGUUGAUAAUUUUUGGAAUUGUUAUCCUCAUGAUGGUGAUAAAAGCCUUCAACAGACCUGAGGCAAAUUACAAUGUUAUUGAAGACUUUGAGGAGAAUUGGAAAACCUUGCCUCUUGUAGACAUCACUUCUUCGACCACUGAAUGCCCUCUAGGAUAUGACAACUUGAUUGAAAGGGAGUGGCCAGGAACCGUUGUUGGAUGAGAAUGUAAUGGAUACAAGCGGGAAUCAAACGUUAAUUCUCAAUUAGAAAGAAAUGUCUGCUCUGGAGAUCGAGAUAAACAAGGAUGAGUAGAUGUGUAUCCUGUUGAUAGUGCUCCUCUUGAUAAAUUCUAUUCAGCCAAAAUCUGUGGCUUGAGAGAAGGAUUAAACUUUGUAGAAACUAAAAGACCCAGAAAGAUUGCUGGAGAAACCAAAUGUCCAUUUGGCCAUAAACCAUGUGGAACUGGAGACAUCAACCAAAUCAUUUGUGUUAGAGAACAAGAAAGAUGUCCUAUUAAUGAUGUCCAAAUUCUUAUGAAUGGACAAGCUCCCAAACCUGGAUAUGAAGUUGUCCCAAUAGACUCUUCAUCUGGAGUGAUGCUCGCAUUCACAACAAAUUACACAGGACUGCCAGUGAUUAGAUUCAAACUAACAGAAGGACAGGUUUGUGCGAAUCCAGACACUGACAUGAUCACAGAGGGAAGAAUCCCUUAUAAGCUUCUUAACACAGAUAAUUAUCACUCAUGUAACCAGAAGGUGUCAGGCAGCUACUAUGACACCAGAUAUGACCUGAUUGGCUCAGUCAACGAAGAAAGAUUACUUAAAGACAAUGAACUGUAUCUUAUGUUGUCAAACAUGACUCAAUACCCAAUUGAGGAUUCAUCCAAAUACACAUGGAAUCUUUACUCGAACGAGUACAACUACUGGAAUGUUGAUUGAGAACAUCAUAAAGACAUUGACAGAGAAUCAAUGCUUUCUCUACUUGAUAGUUUGAUCAGUGUAAACAAGUUUCAUAUUGCCCUUUUAAUCAUUGGACUGUUUUAUACAUUUUUCUUCUUGGGAAUCAUCGAAAUCAUUUCACUUUUCACUAUAUGAGACAAAGAAUCUCGAAUAAAACGAUUUCAAGUUGUUGUCUUCAUCAUAACUAUGAUUGUUCUCACUACAAUGACUUAUCUCUUCUGGUUCUGUAUAUCAACAGUUAAUGAGGCUGAAGAGUCUAUAAGGCAAAUGACAGAGUCCAGUUGUUCCAGUGAUUACACAAAUAUGAUGUUAAAGAAUUAUGGCACCUCCUUCUUACAGAGCCAAGAACCUAAUCGUAUAGGCAUGGUCUUCUCGGUAGCUUCUUUAGUGACUACUGUGGGGUUCUUUGUGUUUGAAGCGUGAAGAAGAAGUGUGUAUCAGAGUUUCAGAGAAGUUAUUGCAUCUUAA
This is a messenger RNA of Moneuplotes crassus, 1435 nucleotides long. The record is from the annotation of a GenBank genome assembly. NCBI's taxonomy places the organism in Eukaryota, Ciliophora, Spirotrichea, Euplotida, Euplotidae.